UGUAAUAUAAAACCCUGGGUUAUUCUAAUUAUCCGAAAAAAGCAAGAAAAAUGGCGUUAGCUGAGACCCCUGGUGAAUUACUCCAUCAGGCUGGACGUUUCAUUGACAACAAGUCUAUAAACGAAGGAAUUGAUCUACUGAAUGUACUAGUGUCCAUGCCAGUUGUUGAGGGAGAGCUAAGAGAAGAAUAUGUGAAAAUAAAGGAACUGGCAAUUCUAAAGUUAGGAGCUACACUUGCCAAACAUGGUUUCGUCGAAGAUCUUGGUGAACUCAUUCAGCAAACAAGAGCCAUGAUCAACCUUUUCUCCAAGGCCAAAGCGGCCAAGCUCAUCCGAGAGCUGGUGGACCUCUAUCUGGAUGCGGACAAAGCCACAGGACAUGAGGUGGAGUUAUGUGAAGCUUGCAUCAAGUGGGCGCAGGAUGAGAACAGAGUGUUCCUGAGGCAAGCCCUCCAGUCACGACUUGUGGCCGUGUACGUCGACUCUGUGCAAUACACAGCAGCACUCACUAUUGCUGCACCACUUCUCAAGGAGCUCAAGAAGAUUGACGAUAAGGCUCUACUCGUUGAGGUGCAACUGUUGGAGAGCAGGGCAUACCAGAAGCUGGGUAACAUCACUCGAUCCAGAGCUUCCCUCACUUCUGCUAAGACCACCGCUAAUGGUAUUUACUGUCCCCCAAAGCUACAGGCCUCUCUGGACCUACAGUCAGGAGUGCUUCACGGAGAGGAAAAGGACUUUAAGACAGGGUAUUCGUACUUCUACGAGGCAUUCGAGAGCUUGGAGUCCAUUGACAGUCCUCAAGCAGUCCUGGCGCUCAAGUACAUGCUACUCUGCAAGAUCAUGCUCAACACCCCUGAGGACGUCCACUCCAUUAUAACGGGAAAGCUGGCCCUCAAGUAUGCCGGGCCACAGAUUGAAGCCAUGCAGAGCAUAGCCAGAGCCAGCGAGCACAGGUCUGUCGCAGAGUUCAAGAAGACAAUCAAAGAACUCAGAGAAUUCAUCACGGGGGAUCCGAUUGUCAAAGCGCAUCUGGAUUCCCUCUAUGACACACUGCUGGAGCAGAACUUACUGCGAAUCAUUGAGCCUUACUCGUGUGUGGAAAUUGAUCAUGUGGCUAAAAUCAUUGAGCUGCCCUUAGACCAGGUCGAGAAGAAGCUGUCACAGAUGAUUCUGGACAAGAGUCUUAAUGGUAUUCUUGACCAAGGCAGGGGGGUGCUGAUUGUGUUCGAGGAUACGGCUGUUGACCAGACAUACACGACCUCCCUGGAUACUAUCUCAAGCAUGGGCAAAGUGGUAGACGGACUGUACAGUAGGGCGUUGCAGCUGCAAUAGCCUCUGGCUAGGGACAAUCAUUAUAGUGUCACUGUUCAAAUAGAUGGUAUUUAUCUCUCAAUGUUUUUGUGCUUGAUGAUCUCGUAACAAGUUGUGCACCCACGCUCGUGUUCACUAAUGGAUAAUAAGUUGUAAUAAUUAAGUUGAUAAACUGUUUUAAUUAAUGAA
Messenger RNA from Halichondria panicea, 1499 nucleotides. Its product is annotated as 26S proteasome non-ATPase regulatory subunit 11-like. Gene Ontology annotation, cellular component: proteasome regulatory particle, lid subcomplex. NCBI's taxonomy places the organism in Eukaryota, Metazoa, Porifera, Demospongiae, Suberitida, Halichondriidae. Bases 51 to 1331 code for a protein of 426 amino acids. The transcript has 11 exons. The record is from RefSeq and is a predicted model, not a curated record. Gene Ontology annotation, biological process: ubiquitin-dependent protein catabolic process. Gene Ontology annotation, molecular function: structural molecule activity.